Messenger RNA from Arabidopsis lyrata subsp. lyrata, 1282 nucleotides. RefSeq names its product protein argonaute 5. Gene Ontology annotation, molecular function: nucleic acid binding. The transcript is spliced from 8 exons. Gene Ontology annotation, cellular component: cytoplasm. NCBI's taxonomy places the organism in Eukaryota, Viridiplantae, Streptophyta, Magnoliopsida, Brassicales, Brassicaceae. The record is from RefSeq and is a predicted model, not a curated record. Gene Ontology annotation, biological process: regulatory ncRNA-mediated post-transcriptional gene silencing. The coding region runs from base 85 to 1038 and encodes 317 amino acids.
AUCAAAAGGAUCUGUGAAACAGAAUUGGGGAUCGUCUCUCAGUGUUGCCAACCAAGACAAGCUUCUAAACUCAAUAAGCAGUACAUGGAAAAUGUUGCCUUGAAGAUUAAUGUCAAGACUGGGGGAAGGAACACUGUUCUUAAUGAUGCUAUUAGAAGAAACAUACCUCUUAUUACUGAUCGCCCAACCAUAAUCAUGGGUGCUGAUGUGACUCAUCCGCAACCUGGAGAGGACUCGAGUCCUUCUAUUGCUGCUGUUGUGGCCUCUAUGGACUGGCCUGAGAUAACUAAAUACCGAGGACUGGUUUCUGCUCAAGCUCAUAGGGAAGAAAUUAUCCAGGACCUGUAUAAGCUGGUUCAGGAUCCACAACGUGGGCUAGUCCACUCUGGUUUGAUAAGGGAACAUUUCAUAGCAUUCAGGAGAGCUACGGGCCAGAUACCUCAAAGGAUUAUCUUCUAUCGCGACGGAGUAAGCGAAGGGCAGUUUAGUCAGGUUCUGCUGCAUGAGAUGACUGCUAUACGAAAGGCUUGUAACUCUCUCCAAGAGAACUAUGUUCCUCGUGUCACUUUCGUGAUUGUCCAGAAACGUCACCACACUCGUUUGUUCCCUGAGCAACACGGGAAUCGUGAUACGACUGAUAAAAGUGGCAAUAUUCAACCAGGUACUGUCGUUGACACUACAAUCUGUCACCCGAAUGAGUUCGACUUCUAUUUGAACAGCCAUGCUGGUAUUCAGGGAACAAGCAGGCCGGCUCAUUACCAUGUUCUCCUCGACGAGAACGGUUUCAGUGCUGAUCAGUUGCAAAUGCUCACCAACAACCUCUGCUACACGUUUGCGAGGUGCACAAGAUCUGUGUCAAUUGUGCCACCAGCCUACUACGCUCACUUGGCUGCUUUCCGUGCCCGCUACUACAUGGAGAGUGAGAUGUCUGAUGGAGGCUCGAGCAGGUCGAGGAACACAACAACAGGUGCGGGUCAAGUCAUUUCGCAGCUCCCAGCAAUAAAAGAUAACGUCAAGGACGUUAUGUUUUACUGCUGAUGAUACUUCUUCUUCUCUUUACCAGUUUCAAAAGCCGUUAAUACUUCAAAAAAAAAAACUAUAUGCGGCUCGGGUUUGACCACUUUUGGGUUUGGCUGUGAAUGUUUUGAAGGAUUCGGCCAACUUUUUCUCUUAGGACUUAUAUUAUGCGUUUUGGUUUAAGACAGAUGAUCUGAUGACUAGUUUUGUCGUUUGUGAACACACCAAUGGUUAAUUAUGGGUUUUUGGACGAUCAUUUGCCUCA